Messenger RNA from Rotaria socialis, 1515 nucleotides. The record is from the annotation of a GenBank genome assembly. NCBI's taxonomy places the organism in Eukaryota, Metazoa, Rotifera, Eurotatoria, Philodinida, Philodinidae.
AUGCGUAAUAUUAUUCAUGCAAGAUGUCGUGAAAAAAGGCCAGUACAUCGACUUUAUCCAGCUAUUAUUGAAAAGAGACGAUCUCGAGCUUGGCGUAUGUACCGACGAUUAUCAAAUGAAAAGUAUAAGAAUUAUCUAACUACUGAUGAAGCAUGGUUUUAUCUCGAUUCGAGUCAAGAGCCACUUAUUGAAUAUGAUAUUCCUCGUUUAUUUCCUGGUGAUAUGCAAAAGAAAAUGGUGCUGCAUCAAGACAGUGCUCCUGGUCAUGUCACAAAGUAUACAAGUUCUUAUAUGAAGGAACAUAACAUUAAUGUUAUAAUGCCGCUUGACUGGUUACCUACGAGUUCUGAUGCUGCAGCAAUGGACUAUUCAAUAUGGGCGAUUAUGAAAGAACGAGUACGAAAGCACAAAGUGCCAACAUUGAAAGGACUAAAAAAUGCUAGAAAAGUUGAGUGGGGAAACCUUGAGCAAGACAUUAUCGACAACGCUUUGGGAAGUUGGGCAAAGCGUUGUAGUAUUGGUCAAAAUAAGCUUCCAUUCGUAGCUAAUCAGAUAAAAUCAAUUCAUCUUUCAAACGAUGACGAUACUCUUCAACAUCCAAGUUUAUUCUUUUCCUAUGGUUUUCGUUUUCAACAAUUUACGAAAUUACGAUCACUUACAUUAUAUUAUAUUCGUUCAACAGAUUUAAUUAAUAAUAUUAUAAGCGACUGUUCUCAUUUAAUUGAUCUUAAUAUUAGUUCAUUAGAAACAGUGACAAAUCUUCCAAAAAGUAUGCCUAAUCUAUCUGAAUUAAUUAUUGAAACAGAUGGUAUUUACAUUAAUGGAUAUUGGUGGAAACAAAUAAUUAUUAGUAAUUUACGUAAAUUAAGAGUAUUUAGAUUAUUGAUGUUCUAUGAAAGUGAUAUAGAGAAAACUAUACAUGAAGAAAUCGAUCAAUUACUUGAAUCAUUUCAAACGAAAUUUUGGCUUGAUGAACAUCAAUGUGAUAUGUCAAAAUCGACUUGUCCAAUAGAUAAAAAAUAUAGUUCCUCAAAGUAUGUCAAUAUCCUUAUUCUUGAUUAUUUUUUAUUAAAAUUCGCAUCAAAAUUUCCACUUCAAUUUCCAAAUAUUCAUCAUCUGGAAUUAUCCUGUCCAUUUGAUGAUGUUCUUUGGUCCGUUAUACCAAAAUUUGAUAGACUAGUAUCAAUUGAAUUAGUAUCGAUUAUUCAUCCCGAUGAAACUGAUCAAUCAAUAACUGAUCUUCAUCAACUACUCGAUCGAGCUCAUUAUCUUCAUUCAAUAACAAUGGAUUAUUUAAUUAUUUCACAAUUAGCACUAUUCUAUGGUUUAGAAUGUAUUUCAUUGAUUCAAUCGUUAUUAGGUGAUCAAUGCGAAGUGUUAUUAAUCAAUAUUGAAAAUCGAUCAAUAGUUGUUGAUCUAAUUGAAAACGUGCCAAAUCUUCGUGCAUUAACUUUUCAAUGUCAAGAUGAUCGAUGGGGUGAUACCAACGAAUCAUUCAUUAUUUAUCGAAGAUGA